AGAGAGAAAUUUUUACUAUAUAACGAUUUCAUUGUUAGCACCUUUAGCACGUAUCUUUAGGAUCACUAAUCUGACGGCCGAGUAGACACACUCACGGCAUAGACAUUUUACAAUUCUAGAAAACAAACGGCGGUUUAAAGUCCGGUGUGUUUGAAUAGUAGUGUUGCAUAGUCUUCCGAACCAGCGACACUCUGCGAAGAGGAGCAAAUAUGGCGACGGAAUUGGAAGAAUUGCUGGGCUUUUUAUCAUCUCCUUCUCCUCCUGUGAAGAAGGCAGCUGUGGAUAUUGUUCGGGGAUUGACUGGCUCUGAGGAUGGCUUGCAAUCCCUUUCCAACUACUCCGGUAUUGCGCUGCCGUCGUUGUCUUGCCUUUUGGGUGAGAAGAAGGAGGUGUCAGAACCCGCAGCGGAAGCUCUAAUAAAUCUUUCACAAAAUUCAGAUUCAGCUGCAAAGAUGGUUGAUAUGGGAAUAAUCAAGACAGCUAUGGAUUUGUUAUACAAGCAAGAGCCUGGCAUUACUAGAUUGCUGGUUAUGCUGCUCGUUAAUCUCACACAGUUGGAUUCUGGAAUUGAUUCCCUGCUUCAGAGUGGAGAAGAGAAGAUGCAUGGCCUGUAUGUCAUGAAGCUCGUGAGAUCAUUCUGUACAUCGUCUAAUGAAAAAAAUGGUGAUCCUUUUGAACAUGUUGGUUCCAUAUUGGUAAAUAUUUCAAAAAGAGAAACAGGAAGGAAACUUUUAUUGGAUCCUAAGCGAGGACUUCUGAAGCAAAUUAUUAGGCAAUUUGAUUCAACAAGUCCAUUACGGAAGAAGGGGGUAUCUGGAACUAUUCGUAACUGCUGUUUUGAAGCUGAGAAUCAGAUACAGAAUUUGCUUUUGAUAUCAGAGUUUCUUUGGCCAGCUCUACUAUUGCCAGUUGCUGGCAACAAGAUUUAUAGUGAACAGGACAUUUCAAAAAUGCCACUCGAGCUUGGGAGUGCACUCUCAAUUGAGCGUGAACCAGUUGGUGAUCCUGAAAUUUGCGUGCAAGCACUGGAGGCUAUUUACUUGCUCUCAUUACAGGAGGCAGGUCGGAGAGCUCUUUGGUCAGUCAAUGGACCGCGGAUAUUACAAGUGGGGUAUGAAGAUGAGGAAGACCCAAAAGUGAUGGCAGCAUAUGAGCAAAUUGGCUCCUUGCUGGUACACGGCAGUGACUCCGGAGAGGGUUCCACUGAGACAAAGUAACGACAAUCAUGUUCCGUGUUUAUUUAUAAUUUGACAAGGUCUACACGAGUUCAAUGCUGGUUUUGCGAAGCCGUCAUUGUGAAAGUCAAAAGCUUUGGGUUUUCAGAUUAGAUGGCGAUAUCCGAUCAUCUUUUGUUCUUCAUUCUCAUCCCUUUCAGGUUUAACCAUUAAACCUGGCACAGUAACUUCUUGAGUUAGUUACUAUAUUGAUUUAUGAUCUGCAUUCGAUAUGGAUCAUAUCCGGAUUGAAUUUUGUUAAAGAAUGUGUACUGCUAUGGAUGCUCAAGGAAUUAUCCCUAAUGUUGUUGCUCUAUAAAAAUAUCUGCCUUUUUUCUUUUA
This is a messenger RNA of Cornus florida, 1556 nucleotides long. RefSeq lists its product as uncharacterized. The transcript has 9 exons. The coding region runs from base 210 to 1217 and encodes 335 amino acids. The record is from RefSeq and is a predicted model, not a curated record. Lineage: Eukaryota; Viridiplantae; Streptophyta; Magnoliopsida; Cornales; Cornaceae.